UUUAAGGAUUCAAUUCAUGACGGAUCAAGGACGUCCAUUGCCGAAGUUUGGGGAAUGGGAUGUGAAUGAUCCUUCAUCGGCAGAAGGGUUCACGGUGAUAUUUAAUAAGGCUAGAAAUGAGAAAAAGACUGGUGCCAAUCCUCAAUCGCCGGCAAAGAAAUCCAGACCUCAAGGACUGCAUCAAUCUGGGAAACCUCAAACUAAAAAAUGGUUCUGUUGCAUGCAAAUUCCACAAGCAGAGUCUUGAGAAUGAAGAUGAUGAAAUGGGAC
This is a messenger RNA of Impatiens glandulifera, 270 nucleotides long. RefSeq names its product protein NOI4. The transcript is spliced from 3 exons. The record is from RefSeq and is a predicted model, not a curated record. Lineage: Eukaryota; Viridiplantae; Streptophyta; Magnoliopsida; Ericales; Balsaminaceae. Bases 17 to 247 code for a protein of 76 amino acids.